Molecule: messenger RNA, 3504 nt
Organism: Daphnia pulicaria
Lineage: Eukaryota; Metazoa; Arthropoda; Branchiopoda; Diplostraca; Daphniidae
Product: synaptogenesis protein syg-2-like
Exons: 14
Coding region: 177-3050 (957 amino acids)
Molecular function (GO): protein binding
Source: RefSeq, a predicted model, not a curated record
AUUGCCAACAGGGCCUAUAGUAGGAGAGAUCGAUCCGGAAUAGACUCCAUCGAUCUUUCCUCGUGCAACAACAGGAGCAGCAGCUCAUCGAAUCGCCUGUGGUCUGUGCGGGACAUUUGGGCGUCCAUCUCCAGGAAAUUCAACGUCGCGAGAUCAAAUUCCGGUGGCCUGAUUCGAUGAUGGAUCAUCAUGGACCAACGGUCAGACUGCCGACCAAGAUCCCGAGGCUGCUGCUGGUCCACCUUUUUGUAGCUGCGCUCCUCACGGUCGAAUCGUCGUCGUCAUCGUUGUCAUCGGCGCUGCUCCUCAUCCCGGCAGAUUCACAGCGUCCAGCGCCGAUUUCUUCACGGCCGCCGUCACCCGACGAGGCGGCCGCCAACAGCAUCGACACCUCCGACGAUGAAUCCGUCAGAUUGGAGAAGGUGUCGGUGUUGAGCGGCCGGACGGCCGAGUUGCCGUGUGACAUUUCCCCACCGCCACUCGAUUCCCUUUACCUCGUCCUGUGGUACAAGAACAACUCGGAUUUCCCCAUAUACAAGUACGACGCCCGUCGUUCUCGGGAGAGUUACCGCCAACAACAGACGCAACACGACAGUCAGAUGCUUUUUCUGCAACAACAACAGGAACAACAAGGACGUCAGCAGCAGCAACAACAACAAACGUCGUCAAUUGCCUCAACUGCCAGUCGAGUUCAUUUCCAAUUCGACAGUCACCCGGAGGCUCUUUUAUUAUUGAAUAAUGUCGGCGAUCACGACGAGGGAAUUUACCGGUGCCGAGUGGAUUUUGGCCGGUCGCCAACUCGCAACGUCCUCGUCCAACUCACCGUCGUCGUGCCGCCGGGAAAGAUCCGCAUCAUCGAGGACAAUCGCCAAGUCUCGUCCGUCAUCGGCCCUUACGACGAAGGGGCUCAACUUUCGCUCAAUUGCAUCGUCACUGGAGGUCGACCACGUCCGGAAGUGAGUUGGUGGUUGGACAACAAAUUGGUAGAUCACACGUACAUUGGCACGUCGGAGAAUGUCGUCCAGAAUGUCCUGGUGAUUCCGCAACUUCAGCGCCACCACCUGCACGCCAUUUUACGGUGUCAGGCGUCCAACUACUUUGGCGUCCGCAACAACACGCCGACCUACACGCCGUACCCGACCAUCGCCCCUUACGGACAACAACCUCCGCAUCACAGCCGACAACAACAACAGCAGCAGCAGCAGAGCACGAUCGUCUCCAGCGUUCAACUCGAUCUCAAUCUGAGGCCGGUGUGGGUGGCCAUCAGUGGAACAGAGAAGCCGCUUUCAGCCGGAAAAUCCUACACGAUCGAAUGCGCCACUGGUGGAUCCCGUCCGUCGGCCAACAUUCACUGGUACCUGCACUCGAUCCAGCAACAAGCCGCAACGGAACGGGUGACGAUGGAUGGGCGCAACACGACGAGCACAUUGAAGUUGAUUCCGUCGGCCAAGGAUCACGACGCCGAAUUGAUCUGCUCCGCCUUCAAUCCGGUAAUGAUUCCGGCCUCCGGUCGCAACGUCAGCAGCAGAGGCGACAACGAGGAAAAUCAUUUGGCGGCCAGGACUUUGUCGUUCCCGUCGUCGGUGGAAACUCGACGAAAACUUGUCGUCCAUUUUGCUCCGACGGCGGAACUGGAACUGGGCCGCAACUUGAAACCGGAUUCAAUUGUCGAGGGCAACGACGUCUAUUUCGAGUGUCGCAUUCGCUGCAAUCCACCGCCGCACCGGAUCCUGUGGACUCACGAGGGUCAAAAUGUACGUGAAAAUUCAUCCGCCGGGGUCCUCAUGGUGGAGCAAAGUUUAGUCAUCCGGCGUGUCUCUCGUUUGCAUUCCGGCCGCUACUCCUGCACGGCCAUCAACACCGAAGGCACCGGACUCAGCAACACCGUCCAACUUCGCGUCAUGUAUCAGCCGAUUUGCCGGCCCAAUCAGAAAUUUCUCUACGGGGUGGCCAAACAGGAGACGGCCGUCGUCCGAUGCCAAACUGACGCCAUUCCGCCGGCGAAUUCGCACCGAUGGGCGUUUAACACGUCGUCGUCGUCCGAGAUGACCGAACUGACCGUCAAUCCGACACUUAUGACGCAACUGAUCAACACCCACACCGAGGUGGAAGGUGCUGGCGAGGUGGUGCAGCAGGGCAGCGUCUUCUCCUAUUCGCCGCAAUCGGACCGGGACUACGGGAGUCUCCUCUGCUGGGCCCGCAACGACAUUGGCGAACAGCGCGAUCCUUGCGUCUACCGCAUCUUCCUCGGAGUGCGACCCGAUCCACCGACCAACUGCUCGGUCGUCAACCAAACGGCCGACGCCAUCGAAGUUUGGUGUCGGCCGGGAUUCGACGGCGGCCAGUCGCAACAAUUUCAGUUCGAAAUCUUCGACACGCAAUCGGCCGUUCUCCUCUACAACAAAUCCGGACGCUAUCCGCAUCUGCGGGUCGGCAACUUGGAGUCCGGCCUCAAACUUUUCAUCCAAGUCUCGGCGUUCAAUCCGCGCGGCAGGUCCGCCCUCGUCCCGUUGGAGGCGUACACCAUCAAAAUCGCCGACAAACAAACAGUCAUAAUGGAAACGACGGAUCUGGGAUCGGUCCUGGGCAUCGCCAGCGGCGUCUCCGCCUCGGUCUUGAUGAUUUGCAUCGCCAUCGGUUUGACGGCCAGAUUUCGCCAUCAACAAACUCAUCAAAACCAUCCGACCCGUCAACAUCCGCACGGCAGCAACAACAUCCGGGAAGGCAAAACCGCCGUGAAAUCGACCAGUCAUCACCAUCAAAACGACCCGGACAUGAAUCCCGACAUUCUCAUCAACGGCAAUUCCGCGCAGGAACAGCAACUGGCGCAUCAACAAGAAUUAUCAACACAAUGGAAUCACCGGAAUACCAAUUCCGCAGUGGGCCAGCAGCCACGGAUGAACACCGUCCGCACCUUCUCGUCUAAUAAUGGCCAUCAUCAUCCAUCGCCUCAUUACAUUUCGUCGGCGGCUGUUGGUGCCAACGCCAUCGAGGUCGUCACCAUCAAAACGCCGCACCGACAGAAUGAAAUUCCUGAAACUUCCAUUUGACUUCCGUUGGAAGUACUAUGAGGCGCGAAGCGGAUGUCGGGUAUAGACAAAAUAUUGACCAAUUCUAAUCUCUCAAUUGAAAAAUCGUCUCCUUUUCCUUCAAUAUCACAUGCUCCAAACAUGAUACGUUUUCAUUUAUUGCCUGUACAUAUUUACGUGUGUUUCUCAAAGAUUUCAAAUGGCAUUCGAACUAUUUAUAUUGCCCUUACUCUGUGAACUGUGAUGGUUAAUCUUAUGAUUGAUAUAAUAGGAUAAGAUUGCUCGAAAGAUUCAUGUAUCUCAUCUCAUAUUAUAUACUACUCCGGAUGGAACACUAAAUAAGUCGUGUAUGUUUUCUUGAUGUCAUUCAAAUGGCCAAAUUGAUUUACAUAUUUUUUCUUUUCCUGUUCGCUAUUACAAAAUUACAUGACCGGCAUAUGAAUAUGCAGAAUAAUAAAAUCGGCUUUCAAUGGCA